This is a messenger RNA of Ceraceosorus guamensis, 5890 nucleotides long. RefSeq lists its product as hypothetical. Gene Ontology annotation, cellular component: exocyst. The transcript has 8 exons. Lineage: Eukaryota; Fungi; Basidiomycota; Exobasidiomycetes; Ceraceosorales; Ceraceosoraceae. The coding region runs from base 392 to 5599 and encodes 1735 amino acids. The record is from RefSeq and is a predicted model, not a curated record. Gene Ontology annotation, biological process: exocytosis; Golgi to plasma membrane transport.
GGGUGAUGUUCGCACGUGAGCGACCCUGGCAACACACCUACCUGCCCCUUCUUCAUCUCGACAACCAUACACCCCUACACCACAUCACCAUAUAUCGCAUGCCACUAUCUGCGGGCAGCUGUAUCAUUCGGUCUCUGAUUUAUUUUUUUCGGUGUUGUGCCGUGAGGCGGCAGCUGUUGCUUCGCAAGCUACACGGGCGCAUGGCGGUGUGACAAAAGUCAGGAGUAAGGUCCCUCCCAAAACACACGCAGUGGGCAACAUUCGACAGGUCAGGUCUGCUAUAUGCUAAAGCUGUAGCUAAAGAGCUCGUGCAUUCUGCCUUCUCAGAUCGGCCACGGUCCUUCAGCUACCGAACCGAUUCCCGUAUUCAUCCGAGCACGCCCUUGUCAUCAUGUCGCGCAAAAAGUCGACUCGAGGUCCGGAUUUGCGUUCGCGCAUACAGCACUCCAACACUGCGCUGGGAGGAGGUACGGAGACUGGAGCUAUGCCCAACAUGCCUCGUUUAGCUGCUGGAACGAUGGGAGCGCAAAUGAUGCCUGCUGGGAGCGGAGGACUAGGAUUGCCUGGCGCCAACGGUGGCAGAAUGGCAUACAAUGCUCAAGGCACGCAACCCACGUCGGCGUCUUCGCAGGGUUUACCUCAAAGUGGGAGCAGUCAGGGCUAUCUGAAGACCAUGACCGCUUCAAGCAGUGCAUCUGGCCAGAACCUUGGAGCAGGCCCCAGCUUUGUCAGUCUCACUCCGAGCGACUCCAUCUCGAACUAUGAAGGUCGGGCUGGACAUGGUGCAGCUGCAAUGCUAGCGUCAUCAUCUUACGGACCUUUGGCAGACGUGUAUGAGCCCAGCGGAGGGUCCACAGCGAGUUUUGCGCAAGGACAGUACGGACAUUCAAAUCAGUACCAUGCUCAUGCAGCUCCGGGAGGAGGAGUGGAGACGAGCUUGAUCCCACCUGUAGCUCAUCAGGAACCUUCUAGCCAUCCCGCUCGACCUGCGCGGAGCGUCAGGAGACCUCAAGGGCAGCAGCAAAAUGGAGCAACAGCUGCGCCUUCAGCACGCCCAGGCGUUGAGCCCGCUGCGAGCAGCACCGGCCCCGGUCGAAACCUCUUGGAUCGAACGCGCACUUCCGCUGCACGACCCCAGGCUGGCGGGGCAUCUGAUCGACACGCGACCAGCGCACGAUUGAUGGCUCAAGUCAAUGGGCAGAAUGGGAGAGAGACGCCGAGCUCAGUCGGAGAUGAGGACGAGGAAGAUCCGUACGGAGGUAUGGAUGAUGGUCAUGCGCGAGGCCCAAGCAGCCCCCCACUUAGUGCAGACGUCUCGCCGACAGUGGGACAGCUCAGCGGACGGAGCGAGCCUGCCGCUCUGGGUAGCGUCCUGUCUGCUCUCAGCGCAGCCGGACGCAAACAAGGUGCACAGCGUAUCCUCAGAGGCACCACAGCCGAAGAAGAGUCUAAGCGCAGAAGAGCCGAAAGGAAAGUAGAAGAGGCCAGGUCGAGGGAGAGCAAACCCAUCGAACACUACAUCGACAGGCGGGACGAGAGGGCUUUGAGAGGCAUCAAUGGUGUGCUGAGAAAAGUCAAGGCAGAGUGGGGCUUCGUGGCCGAGGAUGACUUCAGUCCCGUCGCACUUGCGCUCAGCUUGCUGGAUGAUAGCUCGCUUGGCGCGAGCAGGCACGAUUUUGAGAUGAUUAAGGACGGCAUUGAGCAGAGCCUGCAGGGCACAGUGGAUGAUCAUCACGAAUCGUUCGCAAAUGCUAUCACCCUCCACAAUAGCGUUCUGCAAUCGCUCAGUGCAGCGCAAAAUAGCGUGUCCGGAGCGCGCAGGCGGUUACGAGACUCGCGAGAAGCACUUGGACAGAAGAGGGCGGACCUGGUACAGCUUUGGCAGCGAUCGCAAGGAGUGAAGGAGUCGCUCCGGCUCUUGGAUCAUGUAGAGCAACUCAAAGGCGUCCCAGAUCGCCUCGAAUCUUUGAUGUCGGAGAAGCGCUUCUUGCAAGCUGUCAAUCUCUUGGCCCGCAGCGUCAAGCUCAUUGACAAACCUGACAUACAAGAAGUUGGUGCUACUCAAGAUCUCAGAACAUACCUCAAAGCUCAAGAGCAGGGAAUGUUUGAAAUUUUGAUAGAGGAGCUGCACAAUCACCUGUACCUGAAGAGCUUCUUCUGCGAUGCUCGAUGGAAGAGUUAUACGUCUGGUCAAGAGCAAUUGCCAGACGUCGACUUUGGUCGCGAGUACGACGGUGACACGGAAGUGGAGCCUUCUGAGCGCGCUUCAGCUGCUUCGCCUGUCGCGGGAAGACGAAUGAAUCACGGUGCGAACAGGAGCAUCAGUGGGCUAGACUCCGUGACGGAUAAUGAAGGCAAACGCGCCACAAAGCUCACUCGAUACCUCAAUAAUCUCUCCUCGAGACCUUCCUUCGAUCCGAAUCUCGCCACCGAGCUGCCUGGUCUUGGUCUGCCUCCUUCCAUGUCCAGCCAUGGUCUAAGCAGAGACGGCGCGACCAUCAAUGGGCAGCCAUCCACUGUUGGAGCGCAAAUGUCCGCCUCCAAAAGCAGCGACUCCUUCGCAGCGGCUGGAAUGACGAGCAGUGCCAAUGGGCAGAACAACGAGACGCUCCAAGCGGCGGCCAUUUUCGACCAGAAUCCCGAAGCGGACUCUUUCCUCUACAUUGAGAUGCUGCUCGAGAGUCUGUCUAGGCUGGGCAAGCUGGGCUUGGCACUGGAUAUUGUUCAGCAGCGACUGCCCAUUGAAUUGCAUCAGUUGGUCGACGCUACCAUCGACGAGGUGGACCAGCGCAAUGAGCCUCUACGCAUCUCUUCCGCUUCAGCAGCAACGACUUUCCAAGCCGCAACGAUGCAGCCCGAGUCUAUCCUUCUGGCUUCGUCUGCAGCCUUGGCUCGCUCAUUUGCCGAAUCGACGCGCACGUCGUUCAGAUCGAGCUUUGGCUCAGGUCUGGCCAAUCAGGUUGGCGCUGUGGGGCCCGAUGGUAGACCUUAUAGCACCGUGCUGCGCUUGAGCGAAACCGAGACGUCGACCGUCGUGCGAGAUAGCGAAACGAUGAGGGACCUGUUCUGGACGCUGUUCUCAAAGCUGGAUGCGGUGCUUCAAGGUCAUAGAGUGGUGCAUGAGGUCUCGAGCCGGAUCGCCACACGCUCCGCGCUGAGCAAUUCAGGGCAUUCUGCAGAUGUAAAUCAGUCUUCCGUUGCCGCUAGUAUCAGGAACAGAAAGACAACCACGACGACCAAUCUGGUCGCAAUCUGGAGACCUAUUCAGAACGAGGUCAGAACGCUGCUGCAUGAUCAUCUCACGGACGACUCUCAAUCAGCCACCGCCCGCAGAAAUGCGGUCGUCUCCGUCAAUGAGGUCCUUCGCUCUGGCCAGUCUGGCAGAGACAAGGCGAAGAAGCUGUAUAGGCUUGCGGAGUCCAACACGAGACCGGUGGGGAUUGGCGGCGGCGGCGCCAGCGGCGGAAGCGCGCUGGUGACGGCAAGAAGAGAUAUGGGCCCGCUGAGAAAGCACGAGGAGGCUCUCACCGCUGCUUUGAGAGGCUCCGUCCCGGGUCUCGUAUCAGCAUUGGACCCGCUCACAUCCACUGGAUCCAGCAUCUCGGCCGCGCAGCGCGAGCAUCAAACAGCUCAGGUCAUCGUGUCGGCCUCUAGAUUGGCCUCGGCUUCCGCCACGAUGGGCUCAGCGAGCUCAAGCGGCGGAGAAGCUGGAUCUUCUGCCGGCUAUCGCCUCUUGGUCAAGCCGGACGCCUUCAACGUCUCUGUGCUGUUCCAACCCGCUCUGGCCUUCGUCGAGAGGGCCCAGCGCGUCAUUCCUGGCGGAAGCGCUGCUUCCGAACCUUCAGGUAAAGGGUUCAGCGCAUUUUUGGACGAAUUUGUGCAGGACGUGUUUCUGCCUCAAUUGGACGAAAAGGUGCAAAGCCUGUUCGCUUCCGCUGUAGGAGGCUCGGAUGCAUUCCAAGAGUCCCCAACUUCCAAAGCGUUCUCGAUCAGGCCCGUGGUCAAGUCGGCUGCUAAUGUCAUCGUGCUCAUCGACAGCCUCUACUCUAUGCUUCGGACAACACCAUUUCAUAGAGAAAGCUAUUCGCAUCUCAUCAUUCAGACCACGGUCCAAUACUAUCAGCGCUGCUGGGAUCGAUUUAAGGACCUCACCCUUGUUGACACGAUGGACGGCGAUGGACUCAGUGGGCUGCGCUCACCUCCGAUUCCCAACAGAGGAGGCUCAGCCCAAGCCAGCGGGCAUGCUAUCAGCGCAUUGCGUUUCAUGCUUUCCGCGGACUGGGCGCAGCGGCAAGACCUCAGCGAGUGCCUCUCGGAGAUUCUGUCUUCCAGCUGCACGGCAGAUCGCAAGCGCUUGCUGCACGCUCAAGAAAACAAGUUUGAAUUGGCACUGGCUGCUAGGAAUAGUGCGCACCCCGGCUCAAGUGGAUCGGCUACGCUGCCUCGCCCGCAGAACGGCUCAGUGCGCAUGUCGGAUCUGAUCACAAGUCGCAAGAGGCUGAUGGCGCUUGGCAACUUGCAGCAUAGUCUGCGAUGGUUCUUGGCCCACAUUUCUCGACUGCGAGCAACGGAUCAGAUUGUCACUGUUGCUCCAGCUCCGGCUGCUCGCCUAUCGGUGAUGCAGGGCUUGGCACCCAACCCGUCAGAAGUAGCAGAAGAGCGAGACUUGUCUUUGCCCUUGCCUCUAGGUCCGGAGAUGGCGACUCGAUUUGCCGCCUUGCCGAAGACGUACGCGUCGCUUGCGAAUACGAUCCUGAUGACUCUGCGUCUCGAACUACGUGCAAGAGUCAUCCAUCACCUGGAUUUGGCCAUUGUGGAAGGCAAUUACCUGGUCGAAGAGGCUGUACUCGAGCCAGAUCCGCAUGUUGUGGACCUCAAUGCUGAGCUCGCUUCACUCGAUGACACGUUCGCGGAUAGCGUGUCGCCGGAACAGCAUCGGUUCUUGUUCUCUGGCUUGGCAUCAUUGAUGGACACUAUGCUGUGCGCUUCGGUCCGCAAGAUCAGAGCAGUGAAUCAGCAAGGCGUGACCAAAAUGAUACGCAACAUCUUGGCGCUACAGCAAAAUCUGCGCAAUAUUGUCAUUGCGGACACGUCCAAGUUGACAUCGGUCGGCAAACAGUCGCGACAGGGCCUUGAUGCCGGCAGGGCGGCCAUCACCGAAGACUUUGAGCGGUGGAACAACUUCGACAGGUCUCGAGGACUGUGGGAGCUGUUGAGCAAGGAGCCAAAUAUCAUGCUGGCGGCGAUACGCACGACAUCCAGCAGCAAAAAGGCGACUUUCGAUGAGUACAAGAGCGCCAUUACGCUCAUGCUGGGUCUGGACAAUGUGAGCGCGAGCGGCAGCGCUUCGACAACGACGACGACGACCGCUGUCGCUGCACCUGCACCGACCAGCGCCGGUGCAGCUGGCGCACAAGAACCCUCCACGCCGACAAGCGCUUUCGCACCACCUACCACGCCAGGCGGCAAGAUGCUGCCUAGAGCUGGACUCAAACCUGGCACCACCGACCUGGCACGCGAUGUCAGUAGGCAAAAGUUCAACGAAUUGCUCAUUGAACUGCACGAAAUUGCCGGUGAUGCAGGCGAUGACGGCAUAUAGAGCAUGAUUGUUGAGAGGUCUUUGGAGGUCUUUUGCGCGUGACUCUGCAAGUCCGUGCAACACGUGCGAGGACGUCAUUGCACCUCGAGGUAAUCUCUUGCACCUUUUGCUUCUCCUUCAGACACUACCACAAGCUCAGCAAUACUCUUGCAUUUAGCACCAUUCCAUUCCUCUCGUAUACAUGCAUUGUUGGCUCAACUCUUCCAAGCUUCGUCCCAACUGUCACCAUUGCCAGCCUGGAGAUUUCCACUGGUUUCGCAAGGGUGCAUUGGUGGGCGACACGCCGCCCGU